UUUUUUUCAAAAAAUAAAAAAUAAAAGCGCUUACGGAAUGAAACAAAAUAAAAAAAUUUUCACUCUUCUUUUUCUUUUUCCCUUUCUUUGUAAUAUAAAAUGACUGAAGGUAGCGUGUACUCUAAAAUAAAUAGUCUGACUGUCAUGUUAGACCCCAAAUACAGACAAAAAUUCAAGGAUUUAAAGAAGCGUAUCCGAGAAAUAGAAGAGGAAAAUGACUUGCUUAAUAUCAAGUUGUUCAAGGCUCGUAAAAAUAUUCGUCAUCUCAAGUUGGAAAGAACACUAUUGCUUGACCGCAUGGACAAAUCGAGUCAAAUGUCCUUAGAUUACAGUGAUAAUUCAGACUUGGGUUCAGAAAUCUAUUCUCAUGAUGAAUCUGACAUGAAAGAUCCUAACGCGCCAAAGGGACCUGGCAAUGUCUUCUUCUUAUACUGUCGAUUAGAAAGAGACAAAAUCAAAGACGAACAUCCUACAGAAAACCUAGGCGAAGUAACUCGACUCUUGGGUCAAAAAUGGAAGAGUUUGACAAAAGAAGAAAAGAAGAAAUAUUAUGACAUGUAUAAGCGUGAACUUGAAGAAUAUGAAGAAGCAAUGAAGACAUACACUCUUAAUGGUGGUGUUGUUCCUCCUCACGAUGUACAGAGCAACAUUGGAAAUAAUGAGGAUGCUGGUAUGAUAUCCAUUGUCUCUUCACCUGCACAGACUGAAAUGUCUAUGGAUUUUGCAAGUGAUCCUGCUCAGCAUCAUGAUUCACCUGAAGUCAAUGCAUUCAUGGAUGAAGAGGUGAUGGCUUCUCAGCAACCUGAGGUAUUUCAUCAUGAACCAGUAGGAUCAAGUUGGCAACAAGCCACCUAAAUGUAUUUGUAUUCUCUCCUCUAUUAUUAUUAUGUAUCAUUUUCCCUUAUAAACUUUGCAAAUAAACAGUUAGAAAAAAGAAAAGGUAAUUUGUCA
Gilbertella persicaria is the source of this 951-nucleotide messenger RNA. RefSeq names its product high mobility group box domain-containing protein. Bases 298 to 855 code for a protein of 185 amino acids. The record is from RefSeq and is a predicted model, not a curated record. Lineage: Eukaryota; Fungi; Mucoromycota; Mucoromycetes; Mucorales; Choanephoraceae. The transcript is spliced from 5 exons.